CCAGAGACAGCGAUGUUUGACGAGAGACUCGAUCAGUGGCAUCCACCGUUGUUCAGUUCGCGUCGAACCGGACAGAAAUGGAUACAACCGAGCAAGGCGCCGCUUUGUCUCGCAACCACCCCCUUGCCCUCCGAUACAAUGCAUCUUCGAGCCGCACCGGCCGCAUCAAAGCCUCAGUCCGGGCCGUCACAAUCGAUCAUCGUGCGCUCUCUCCCCAUCAGCUUUGGACGCACGCACCUACGGCAAAGAAUCAACAGAAAAAAAGAGAGAGCACUGGAGAUCGUGGAAGUCAAAGAAGAGGAGGUCGAUGAAAAGCCCAGGGAGAGGCACGCUGUAAACAAGGAGAAUGUAGCCGCCGGACCCAGCAAGUACGACGAUGAAGAGCGUGUCCCUGAGGUACCCAGGCCUAAGCGCAGUAGGCGCAGCCCACUCCGCCCGCCAUUCCGCCACCCGUCUCGCCAUGUGGAGAACUGUGACCGACUCCGCGCGGCAGGUGCUGCCAAUGUGCCGACAGCUGCGCCAGCCGCGGUCGUUGCUCCGCCUGCCCCUGUGCAAGCCGCGCCCGUCGCUACGCCAAUGCCUGUCAUCGUCGCGCUGGCCGCGCAGCCGGCUCAAGGUGCUUUGUGCUUUCGUCGCCAUACCACCUCCUCCCGCCGCACCAGCUCCGCCCGCGCCUACCUACCUCCCGCCAAUCGCCCAGGUACUCGCUGAUCUCCCUAACCCGCCGCACAACAUCGUGUUGCCUCCCAUCGUCGCACACUAGCUGGCGACAGCGCGGAACCCCAGGAUGCAGCCGGGCUUCAUCAUGAUGUAGCGACCCAUGGCCUUUUAUCCAAUAUAGCGUAGAGAAAUAGUUCUGAACUGGUCUUGAAAUGUGCAAAGUAGUUAGCCCUCGUCUAUCGAUUCUUUGUUGCGUACCUCUGGGCGACUAGUCUUGAACUGGGUGUGAGUGGGAGCCGAGACAACACUAGCUUGUCGUUGUCGUCUGUGUCAUCGCGGAGGAAAGUGGUGACUCCCGUCAGAGCCAGGUAUAUGGAGGGAGAGUGAGAGAUCUGGAGAGAUGCAG
Molecule: messenger RNA, 1066 nt
Organism: Phanerochaete carnosa HHB-10118-sp
Lineage: Eukaryota; Fungi; Basidiomycota; Agaricomycetes; Polyporales; Phanerochaetaceae
Exons: 1
Coding region: 139-711 (190 amino acids)
Source: RefSeq, a predicted model, not a curated record